Vespa mandarinia (Asian giant hornet) is the source of this 1559-nucleotide messenger RNA. RefSeq lists its product as uncharacterized. Lineage: Eukaryota; Metazoa; Arthropoda; Insecta; Hymenoptera; Vespidae. The record is from RefSeq and is a predicted model, not a curated record. Gene Ontology annotation, cellular component: cytosol. Gene Ontology annotation, biological process: regulation of translational initiation. Gene Ontology annotation, molecular function: translation activator activity.
UUGCCGGGAACGCGCAACCGCGCACUCUACCGGUAACACGUAAAGUUAUAAUUAUACGGCAAUAAGACACGAGGUAUAAUAUAUUCUUUCCCUUGAUGGGCAGUUGCCACGACAGAAUUCUUAAGUCAAAGUAUGAUUUUAUCAAUAUGGACUAAUCUACUGUUUAUAAAUCGGAUCGAUUUGAAAUAAUCGAAAUUCAAAGGGGGCAUUAAGAAUAUAUCAUUAUGGCAUUACCAUCUUCACGCAACCCAAACACGAUAUCAUGGAGUGGUGGCCGAUCGCGGGGAAGAGUAAAGGUAGCUGAGGUUCCAUUAAGAAGACCAGGAGAAAAUCCAUCCAGCAAAUAUAAUCAAUUCGUGUGCGAUGACAUUAUAGAGAGAAUAAAUAAUCUUGGUAUAAAUGAAUUGAUACCAGCAGAACAAAUAAAUGAUAUAGUUCAUCUUGUUCAUACUACAAAGGAUGAAGAAACUUUAAAGUUCAUGUUUGACAUGCUAUAUAAACGUGCUUUGGAAGAUAAAAUCUUUGGCAUAAAGUUAGCGAGUUUAUUCAGCGAUGUUACAUUCUUUACCAUCGAGGUUAAUAAGAACCAAACUAUGCGAUAUCUAUUGCUGAGCACUUUGCAAAAUGAUUACAAGAGAAAAAAAGAAAUAAGAGAAGAAAGUGCUACGUUAUUUCGUAACGUUGUUUCUUUACUCGGAGAGAUUUAUUAUCAAAUGACGCUAAUAACGGGUAAACCUUUAAGAAUAUUGGAAUUACCAUUGCUCGAUUAUUGGAGCAUGUUAUUAGAAACCGCAACCGAGGAAGACAUCGAGCUUGUUGCUACGCAGAUUAUUAUUAAUGGUAAAGGAAUGUAUAAAAGACCGGAAUUGGAUGAAUUUAUGUUAAAUGUAAGAGAAACUCUUAGUAGAAAUAAUACCUUAUCGUACGCAGCCAAGGGAAUGUUGUUAUUGAUCAUUGAUUUGGCUAAUCAACAAUUUAAUUCACUCCCUGUAAAUUUGUACGAUUAUUAUACGUCUCAUCUUGGUACGAAAGUUUUGAUAUAUUUACAAAGGCACAACAAGGAUCUUACUAAUGCUGGAAAUAACGAAGAUUUAAAAAUUGUAAAAAGUUUGGAAGAAAAUAAAAAUGAUACGAAUCAAGAAUCCGAGCUAGGUAGUACCUCGAUGGUACAGUCUAAACAGAAAGCAUCGUUUAAGGAUGAAAAUUGUGAACAAACAGAUUAUGCGGUAAUGAAUACCGAUAAAAAGAAUUUUACAACAGAAAAUACUGUUCCAAGAGCGAUACGAGGGCCUGGGGCUAAUAAUACUAAGAAGAACUUUAAAAGUAACUCCAAACCUUUCACAAAUCCAAUAUCACCUAAGCCCGGUAAUAGGAACAAAGGAUGGGAACACGACGAUCGAUUUGAAGAUGCUUAUGAUUAAUAAUAUAAAUGAUGAACAUUUAGUUCGUACGCAGUGCUGUAUUAUAUAUAAAUGAACGUAUGUGUGUAACUGGCGAUCAAAAAUGUGAAAUAAUUGAAAAUAAUUGUAUUAGAAAAUUAAAGCCUUUUUCAAGAUUCA